GCUGUGGUCGGGGCUCGGGACCGGCUGCCAUCUUAGUCGAGGGACUGUGGAGUCGACGCCGCCCCAAGUCCCGGUAACAUGCAUUUCACAGUGGCCUUCUGGAGACAACGCCUUAAUCCAAAGAAGUGACUCAAACAGUGAGAAGUUCAGGUUUGCUGUCCUAUUGGUGGUAUGUCUGACAGUGGAUCACAACUUGGUUCAAUGGGUAGUCUGACCAUGAAAUCACAACUUCAGAUCACUGUCAUCUCAGCAAAACUUAAAGAAAAUAAAAAGAAUUGGUUUGGUCCAAGUCCUUAUGUGGAAGUCACAGUAGAUGGACAGUCAAAGAAGACUGAAAAAUGCAGUAAUACAAACAGUCCCAAAUGGAAGCAACCUCUUACAGUUAUCGUUACCCCUGUGAGUAAAUUACAUUUUCGUGUGUGGAGUCACCAGACGCUGAAAUCUGAUGUUUUGUUGGGAACUGCUGCAUUAGAUAUUUAUGAAACAUUAAAGUCAAACAAUAUGAAACUUGAGGAAGUGGUUGUGACUUUGCAGCUUGUAGGUGACAAAGAGCCAACAGAUACUAUAGGAGAUUUGUCAAUUUGUCUUGAUGGGCUGCAGUUAGACUCUGAAGUUGUUACUAAUGGUGAAACUACAUUUUCAGAAAGUGCUUCCCAGAAUGAUGAUGGCUCCAGACCCAAGGAUGAAACAAGAAUGAACACAAAUGGAUCAGAUGACCCUGAGGAUGCAGGGUCUGGUGAAAACAGGAGAGUCAAUGGGAGUAAUUCUCCGUCACUCUCAAAUGGCGGUUUUAAACCUUCUAGGCCUCCGAGACCUUCACGACCACCUCCACCCACCCCACGUAGACCUGCAUCUGUCAAUGGUUCACCAUCUGCCACUUCUGAAAGUGAUGGAUCUAGUACAGGCUCUCUACCACCAACAAAUACAAAUACAAAUACAUCUGAAGGAGCAGCAUCCGGAUUAAUAAUUCCUCUCACUAUAUCUGGAGGCUCAGGCCCUAGGCCAUUAAAUCCUAUAACUCAAGCUCCCCUCCCACCUGGUCUUCACAAAAUUGCAGCGACAAGAUUAAGGCGGGUUGACAACAUGGGACGUAUUUAUUAUGUUGACCAUUUCACAAGAACAACAACAUGGCAGAGGCCAACGCUGGAAUCCGUCCGGAACUAUGAACAGUGGCAGCUACAACGUAGUCAACUUCAAGGAGCAAUGCAGCAGUUUAACCAGCGAUUCAUUUAUGGGAAUCAAGAUUUGUUUGCUACAUCACAAAAUAAAGAAUUUGAUCCCCUUGGUCCUUUGCCACCUGGAUGGGAGAAGAGAACGGACAGCAAUGGUAGAGUAUACUUUGUCAACCACAACACUCGAAUUACGCAAUGGGAAGACCCCAGAAGUCAAGGUCAAUUAAAUGAAAAGCCCUUACCUGAAGGCUGGGAAAUGAGAUUCACAGUGGACGGAAUUCCAUAUUUUGUGGACCACAAUAGAAGAACAACCACCUAUAUAGAUCCCCGCACAGGAAAAUCUGCCCUAGACAAUGGACCCCAGAUAGCCUAUGUUCGGGACUUCAAGGCAAAGGUUCAGUAUUUCCGGUUCUGGUGUCAGCAACUGGCUAUGCCACAGCACAUAAAGAUUACAGUAACAAGAAAAACAUUGUUUGAGGAUUCCUUUCAACAGAUAAUGAGCUUCAGUCCCCAAGAUCUGCGAAGACGUUUGUGGGUGAUUUUUCCAGGAGAAGAAGGUUUAGAUUAUGGAGGUGUAGCAAGAGAAUGGUUCUUUCUUUUGUCACAUGAAGUGUUGAACCCAAUGUAUUGCCUGUUUGAAUAUGCAGGAAAGGAUAACUACUGCUUGCAGAUAAACCCCGCUUCUUAUAUCAAUCCAGAUCACCUGAAAUACUUUCGUUUUAUUGGCAGAUUUAUUGCCAUGGCUCUGUUCCAUGGGAAAUUCAUAGACACGGGUUUUUCUUUACCAUUCUAUAAGCGUAUCUUGAACAAACCAGUUGGACUCAAGGAUUUAGAAUCUAUUGAUCCAGAAUUUUACAAUUCUCUCAUCUGGGUUAAAGAAAACAAUAUUGAGGAAUGUGGUUUGGAAAUGUACUUCUCCGUUGAUAAAGAAAUCCUAGGUGAAAUUAAGAGUCAUGACUUGAAACCCAAUGGUGGCAAUAUUCUUGUAACAGAAGAAAAUAAAGAGGAAUACAUCAGAAUGGUAGCUGAAUGGAGGUUGUCUCGAGGUGUUGAAGAACAGACACAAGCUUUCUUUGAGGGCUUUAAUGAAAUACUUCCGCAGCAGUAUUUGCAAUACUUUGAUGCAAAGGAAUUAGAGGUCCUUUUAUGUGGAAUGCAAGAAAUUGACUUGAAUGACUGGCAAAGACAUGCCAUCUACCGUCAUUACACUAGGACGAGCAAGCAGAUUAUGUGGUUUUGGCAGUUCGUUAAAGAAAUCGAUAAUGAGAAGAGAAUGAGACUUCUGCAGUUUGUUACUGGAACCUGCCGAUUACCAGUAGGAGGAUUUGCUGACCUCAUGGGGAGCAAUGGACCACAGAAAUUCUGCAUUGAAAAAGUUGGGAAAGAAAAUUGGUUGCCCAGAAGUCAUACCUGGGAAGCCUCUGUGACUGGGUCAUAUAGACUUCUGCCACUGCUUUUUGUAAGUGGCAAAUUACAGUUUGUCUAUACUGUGGAGUGGGUAGAAAAAACUAGAAAGAUCUACUCAGGUGAGAUUGGAUUUGGUACCUAUGUUGAAGAUGAUGUCGGCAGGGACCACUGA
Molecule: messenger RNA, 2751 nt
Organism: Galeopterus variegatus (Sunda flying lemur)
Lineage: Eukaryota; Metazoa; Chordata; Mammalia; Dermoptera; Cynocephalidae
Gene: ITCH
Product: itchy E3 ubiquitin protein ligase
Exons: 25
Coding region: 172-2751 (859 amino acids)
Biological process (GO): protein K63-linked ubiquitination; protein K29-linked ubiquitination; protein K48-linked ubiquitination
Molecular function (GO): protein binding; ubiquitin protein ligase activity
Source: RefSeq, a predicted model, not a curated record